Messenger RNA from Cornus florida, 3537 nucleotides. RefSeq names its product phospholipase D beta 1-like. Gene Ontology annotation, biological process: phospholipid catabolic process; phosphatidylcholine metabolic process. The record is from RefSeq and is a predicted model, not a curated record. Bases 627 to 3182 code for a protein of 851 amino acids. Lineage: Eukaryota; Viridiplantae; Streptophyta; Magnoliopsida; Cornales; Cornaceae. The transcript has 10 exons. Gene Ontology annotation, cellular component: plasma membrane. Gene Ontology annotation, molecular function: calcium ion binding; D-type glycerophospholipase activity.
GAAUCUCUCGCUAGUCCACUACUGGCAACGGUCUAUCUGUGGUUAAUUCCCUUCGAAUCGAGUCUCUAUCGAGAAAAACAAGAAAAACAAAAAUGAGACAAGAAAGAACUCAAUUUUGAUAUUUGUUUCUCUCGAAGAUUUGCCAUUAUAAUAUUCAUUAAAUAGUCCACUUGAUUAAUUCUUUAAUGAUGGAAAAUUUCAAUUCAUCAUCUUAUCCAUUCAACGCCAACCUCAUUCAAUAUCUGCAUUCUUCAAACCCACAUUUUUUACAUUUUCCAUUCCCACAAUCUUUUACCUAUUCAAAUCCAUCAGAUGAGCUUAUAUUCUCAUCUGGGUGGUUGUCCUUUUGUUUAUCGUGGGCUUAUCGAUCAUUCGCUGUCUUCAACGAACUACCCAGAUUCAUUUUAGUGCCAAUUGUUUCUCUGGUGAUUACCAAAGACUCAAUUCAGUGUUUACUUGUUUGAGCAAUUUCUGUAUUGGAUGUUGUCUGAGCAAUUUCUUGGUUGUAGUCUACUUGUUUGAUAUUUGUCCAGUUGGUGUUGGAUUUAUUUCUUUUGAUUAUAUGAUUUGAGACGUUAGUUUGUAUCAAAUAUUUCAACUUUUCAAGUGGUGAGGAGUGUUCUAACAUGGCUGAAUCCGUAUAUAAUGAUUCGUUCUCUGAAGGCUCGCAGCAUGGUCAGGGUGUACAGUUUGUGCCAUUUAAGACCUCUACGGGGUCUUUGAAGGUCCUGCUGUUACAUGGGAAUUUAGAUAUUUGGGUCAAAGAGGCCAAGAACCUUCCUAACAUGGAUAUGUUUCAUAAGAAAUUAGGGGACAUGUUUGGCAGAUUCGGCAGCAAAAUUGAAGGGAACGUGGCUAGUAAGAUAACAAGUGAUCCAUAUGUUACAAUUUCGGUAACAAGUGCUGUUAUUGGGAGGACUUUUGUGAUCAGUAACAGCGAGAAUCCGGCUUGGAUGCAGCAUUUUGAUCUUCCCGUUGCACAUUAUGCUGCAGAAGUGCACUUUGUUGUUAAAGACAAUGAUAUUGUGGGUUCCCAAAUCAUUGGGGCUGUUGGGGUACCAGUAGAGCAACUGUACUCGGGCACAAAAAUUGAAGGCACCUUCCCGAUUCUUAAUGCGAGUGGGAAGCCAUGUAAGCAUGGAGCUGUCUUGACUAUAUCAAUUCAGUACACCCCAAUUGAUAAAGUGGCACUGUACCAUGUUGGGGUGGGUUCAGGCCCUGAUUAUCAUGGCGUGCGGGGUACAUAUUUUCCCCUCAGGAGAGGCGGAAAGGUAACACUUUAUCAAGAUGCCCAUGUCCAUGAAGGUUGCCUUCCAAAUUUGAUGCUCGACAAUGGCACUCAGUAUGAGCAUGGGGAUUGUUGGCAAGACAUAUGUGAUGCAAUAAGUCAGGCCCGCCGUUUGGUAUACAUUGUGGGGUGGUCUGUGUACCAUAAACUUGGACUCGUUCGGGGUAAUGAUAAUGCUAAAGAUUGCAUUUUAGGAGACCUUCUUAAAACCAAGUCACAGGAAGGUGUGAGAGUGCUGCUCCUUGUUUGGGAUGAUCCUACUUCUAGGAGCAUUUUGGGUUUCCAAACGGAUGGGGUCAUGGGAACCGGUGAUGAGGAGACUCGUCGUUUUUUCAAGCAUUCUUCAGUGCAAGUGCUACUUUGCCCCCGAUCUGCUGGAAAAGGACAUAGUUGGGCCAAAAAACAGGAAGUAGGAACAAUCUACACCCAUCAUCAGAAAACUGUGAUUGUGGAUGCUGACGCAGGUCACUACAAGAGAGAGAUCAUAGCCUUUGUCGGAGGUCUUGAUUUAUGCCUGGGUCGAUAUGAUACUCCAAAACACCCUAUUUUCAGCACGUUAAAAACUGUGCACAACGAUGACUACCAUAAUCCUAAUUUCACGGGGCCUGCUGUUGGUUGUCCAAGAGAACCUUGGCAUGAUUUACACUCUCGAAUUGAUGGUCCAGCAGCAUAUGAUAUCCUCACCAAUUUUGAACAGCGCUGGUUAAGGGCUUCAAAACCCCAUGGACUACAAAAAAUUAAGAAAAUGAAAUCGUCAUAUGAUGAUUCCUUACUUAAAAUUGAAAGAAUCUCUGAUAUCUUAAAAAUGGAUGAUGCACCCUGCCUGAGAGAGGAUGAUCCUGAGACUUGGCAUGUCCAGGUAUUUCGUUCAAUUGAUUCCAGCUCUGUUAAGGGGUUCCCGAAAGACCCAAAAGAUGCCAUGAGCAGGAACCUGGUAUGCGGGAAGAAUGUACUGAUAGACAUGAGUAUACAUGCAGCAUACAUAAAAGCAAUUCGUGCUGCCCAACAUUUCAUUUAUAUUGAGAACCAGUACUUCCUUGGGUCGUCAUAUAACUGGACUAAUUACAAAAACUUAGGUGCAAACAAUUUAAUUCCAAUGGAAAUUGCUCUCAAAAUUGCUAAUAAAAUUAGAGCACACGAGAGGUUUUCAGUAUAUAUUGUCAUCCCAAUGUGGCCAGAGGGUGUUCCUACAAGUACUCCUACACAAAGGAUUCUCUUUUGGCAGCAUAAUACAAUGCAAAUGAUGUAUGAAGUAAUUUACAAAGCUUUACAAGAGGUAGGGCUUGAAAACAAAUAUGAACCUCAAGACUAUUUGAAUUUCUUCUGCCUUGGCAAUCGUGAGGCUCAAGACAGGGAAGACACUUCAGAUGAAGGAAAUCCUAUUUCCUCAAAAACUCCCCAAGCACUCACUAGGAAAAAUCGACGCUUCAUGAUUUAUGUCCAUUCAAAAGGAAUGAUAGUGGAUGACGAGUAUGUUAUAUUGGGGUCUGCAAACAUCAACCAACGUUCCUUAGAAGGCACCAGAGACACUGAAAUUGCAAUGGGUGCAUAUCAACCUCGGCAUACUUGGGCAAGCAAAUACUCUAGUCCCCAUGGCCAGAUCUAUGGGUACAGAAUGUCACUAUGGGCAGAGCACAUAGGUUUUCUCGAGCAUUAUUUUGAGCAACCUGAUAGUCUCGAUUGUGUUAGACGAGUACGAUACCUGAGUGAGCUGAACUGGAAGCAAUAUGCUGCUGAAGAUAUUACUGAAAUGAAUGGUCACCUUCUCAAGUACCCAGUUGAAGUUGAUCGAACAGGCAAGGUAAAGCCUAUUCCUGGUUGUGAAACAUUUCCGGAUAUGGGCGGAAACAUUGUGGGGACAUUUACGGCCAUUCAAGAAAAUCUCACCAUUUGAUCAUCCGGUGUCUUAGUUUCCACUAGCCUCCUCUUAUUAGGCUUCUGUUACACAUCAUUAUUCAACAAAUUCAAAUAUCACAAAUGUCGAUGUUCUGGUUGAGCCAGUGUCCCAUGUAUCCAUUGCUACAUUAUUUUAUUUUACUUUGGUUUUUUCAUGGGCCAGUUUUUAGCUGAUAAGAUUUUAAUUAAUAUUCCUUUUGAGUAAAAAGGUUGGUUGGAGUUUUAUUUGUUUUAGACUUGCAAAGAAUAAUGAAAUUAUUUCGAAGGUGACCUUUGUCCUGUUUGGAGCUCUAUUAAUUUGUAUUUGUAAUGUACGUUCGACGGUAUCUGGAAAUGAAUCUCUCAUUUCGUAA